GCCGGUUGUACGCGGGCGGAGCGCGGGGAGCCCGAGCAGCCCGAGGCGGCGGCCGCACCGCCACCCUCCCGGCCGCCCGCCCGGCCGCCGACGCGGGCACGAAGAGCGCGGCCGGCCGGCGCCACCCCGCCCCGGGGUGCGGCCGGGGCCGCCCGAGAACCCUGCCCGGCGGCGUCCCCAGCGGCCGCCCCUAAGUUGGCCGCGCGAAACUUUUCCCCCGCGCGCCUGGGCGCCACCCCCGCCGAGACCCGCCGCCCGUGGGAGUGAAGGGGGGGGAGAGGCCCUCGGCUCCCUCCCCCCCCGCCGCCCGGCCUCCCGUCGGGGCGCAGCCGGGCGCGGCGGCGGCGGCGGCGGCGGCGGCGGCGGGGUCGGGGCCCCGGGCGAUGGCCGCGGAGCUGGCGAUGGGCGCCGAGCUGCCCAGCAGCCCGCUGGCCAUCGAAUACGUCAACGACUUCGACCUGAUGAAGUUCGAGGUGAAGAAGGAGCCGCCCGAGGCCGAGCGCUUCUGCCACCGCCUGCCGCCCGGCUCGCUGUCCUCGACGCCGCUCAGCACGCCCUGCUCCUCCGUGCCCUCCUCGCCCAGCUUCUGCGCGCCCAGCCCGGGCACCGGCGGCGGCGGCGGCGGCGCGGGAGGCGGCGGCGGCGCGGCGCAGGCCGGGACCGCCCCGGGGCCGACGAGCGGGGGCCCGGGCGCCGUCGGGGGCGCCUCGGGGAAGCCGGCGCUGGAGGAUCUGUACUGGAUGAGCGGAUACCAGCACCACCUCAACCCCGAGGCGCUCAACCUGACGCCCGAGGACGCGGUGGAGGCGCUCAUCGGCAGCGGCCACCACGCCGGGCACCACGGCGCGCACCACCCGGCGGCCGCCGCGGCCUACGAGGCUUUCCGGGGCCAGGGCUUCGCGGGCGGCGGCGGCGGCGGCGGCGGCGCGGACGACAUGGGCGCCGGCCACCACCACGGCGCGCAUCACGCCGCGCACCACCACCACGCCGCGCACCACCACCACCACCACCACCACCACCACCACGCCGGCGCGGGCCACCACUCCGGCGCGGGCCACGGCGGCGGCGGCGGCGCGGGCCACCACGUGCGCCUGGAGGAGCGCUUCUCCGACGACCAGCUGGUGUCCAUGUCGGUGCGCGAGCUGAACCGGCAGCUGCGCGGCUUCAGUAAGGAGGAGGUCAUCCGGCUGAAGCAGAAGCGGCGCACGCUCAAAAACCGCGGCUACGCGCAGUCCUGCCGCUUCAAGCGGGUGCAGCAGCGGCACAUUCUGGAGAGCGAGAAGUGCCAGCUCCAGAGCCAGGUGGAGCAGCUGAAGCUGGAGGUGGGGCGCCUGGCCAAGGAGCGGGACCUGUACAAGGAGAAAUACGAGAAGCUGGCGGGCCGGGGUGGCCCCGGGGGCGCGGGCGGGGCCGGCUUCCCGCGGGAGUCCUCGCCGCCGCAGGCCGGGCCGGGCGCGGCCAAGGGCGCCCCCGACUUCUUCCUGUGAGCGCCGGGCCCGAGCCCGCGCCGCCGCCG
Messenger RNA from Felis catus (domestic cat), 1516 nucleotides. RefSeq names its product MAF bZIP transcription factor A (gene MAFA). Bases 384 to 1487 code for a protein of 367 amino acids. Gene Ontology annotation, molecular function: DNA-binding transcription factor activity, RNA polymerase II-specific; RNA polymerase II cis-regulatory region sequence-specific DNA binding. Lineage: Eukaryota; Metazoa; Chordata; Mammalia; Carnivora; Felidae. Gene Ontology annotation, biological process: regulation of transcription by RNA polymerase II; retinal rod cell development. Gene Ontology annotation, cellular component: nucleus. The transcript has a single exon. The record is from RefSeq and is a predicted model, not a curated record.